This is a messenger RNA of Scleropages formosus (Asian bonytongue), 1750 nucleotides long. It is a transcript of the gene piga, whose product is annotated as phosphatidylinositol glycan anchor biosynthesis, class A. Gene Ontology annotation, molecular function: phosphatidylinositol N-acetylglucosaminyltransferase activity. Gene Ontology annotation, cellular component: glycosylphosphatidylinositol-N-acetylglucosaminyltransferase (GPI-GnT) complex. The record is from RefSeq and is a predicted model, not a curated record. The transcript has 6 exons. Bases 252 to 1661 code for a protein of 469 amino acids. NCBI's taxonomy places the organism in Eukaryota, Metazoa, Chordata, Actinopteri, Osteoglossiformes, Osteoglossidae. Gene Ontology annotation, biological process: GPI anchor biosynthetic process.
UACUGAGCCAAUGUGUCGACGGUAGAAAUGCCGGAAACGUUAGGCGGUGUGCCUGAGUCCGAGUCGUAGAACAAGACGUGUCUGAAUGAUUGAUCUAUUGAUUGAUCGAUUGAUUGAUUGAUUGGAUAGUGGCAGGGAAGCUGAACGGAAAAAUGCGGCGCUGAAGUUGGAACAACGAUUUAAAAAAGAAGGCGGCUCAAUGGUGCUCGAACCCAGAGCCUUCAGGACCCCGCUUCCCCGAUGACAGAGUCAUGGGCCAGAGAAAGAGGCCCGGCGCCAGGGGGUCCCUGACGAGCGCGACCCCUGGCCGGAUCGCCCUUCCGGCGCGCAAAUCGGCGAAGCACAACGUGUGCAUGGUGUCGGACUUCUUUUACCCCAACAUGGGGGGUGUGGAAAGCCACAUCUACCAGCUCUCUCAGUGUCUGAUCGAGAAAGGGCACAAAGUGAUCGUCGUCACCCACGCGUACGGAAACCGCAAGGGCAUCCGCUACCUCAGCAGCGGUCUUAAAGUGUACUACCUGCCUCUGCAGGUGAUGUACAACCAGUCCACGGUGACCACCUGCUUCCACAGCCUACCUCUCCUCCGCUGCAUCUUUGUGCGGGAGCGGAUCACGGUGGUCCACGCCCACAGCUCCUUCUCGGCCAUGGCUCACGACUCCCUGUUCCACGCCAAAGCCAUGGGCCUGAACACGGUUUUCACGGACCACUCGCUCUUCGGCUUCGCCGACGUCAGCUCGGUGCUCACCAACAAGCUGCUCACCAUCUCGCUCUGCGACACCAACCACAUCAUCUGUGUCUCCUACACCAGCAAGGAGAACACUGUGCUGAGGGCGGCCUUGGACCCCGAGAUCGUGUCUGUAAUUCCCAACGCCGUGGAUCCCGGUGACUUCACUCCCGAUCCCUCCAAAAGGGACGACGGCAAAAUAACCAUCGUGGUGGUCAGUCGGCUCGUCUACAGAAAGGGAAUCGACUUGCUCGGUGGGAUCAUUCCUGAGCUCUGCCUCAAAUAUCCCGAUUUGCAUUUUUUGAUCGGCGGGGAGGGGCCCAAGCGCAUCGUGCUCGAGGAGGUCAGGGAGAAGUAUCAGCUGCAUGACAGGGUCCGUCUCCUAGGGGCCCUAGAACACAAGGAUGUGAGGAACGUUCUAGUUCAGGGACACAUCUUCCUUAACACUUCGCUGACUGAAGCAUUCUGCAUGGCCAUCGUGGAGGGAGCCAGCUGUGGACUCCAGGUGGUGAGCACCCGUGUGGGUGGCAUCCCGGAGGUGCUCCCAGAAGACCUGAUCACGCUAUGCGAGCCCACCGUGGGCUCUCUGUGCGAGGGCUUGGAGCUGGUCAUCGGCAGGCAGCGAGCGGGAACCGCGCCGCCCCCCGCUGCGGUCCACUCUCGCGUGCGUACUCUGUACACCUGGAGGAACGUGGCCGAGCGCACGGAAAAGGUCUAUGACCGUGUGGCCACGGCAGCGGUUCUGCCCCUGGACCAACGUCUCCGCCGACUGAGGGCGCGCUGCGGCCCGGUCGCCGGUUCCAUCUUUGCCUUGAUGGCUGUGCUGGACUUCCUCUUCCUGCUGCUGCUGCGCUGGCUGGUGCCGGAUUCGCUCAUCGAUGUUGCGGUGGAUGCCACUGGUCCUAACGGACUUUGGACUCAAACCUGGAAAGGAUAAGAGAAUGUGGGUCCAAGGCACUAUAAACACACAAAAUCGAGUCAAUCCUAGCCCAUAUGAUAGCGUGCAAUGCUGCCUGUUUAGGCAAA